This is a messenger RNA of Medicago truncatula (barrel medic), 1553 nucleotides long. RefSeq names its product thermospermine synthase ACAULIS5. The record is from RefSeq and is a predicted model, not a curated record. The transcript has 10 exons. Bases 94 to 1137 code for a protein of 347 amino acids. Gene Ontology annotation, molecular function: thermospermine synthase activity. NCBI's taxonomy places the organism in Eukaryota, Viridiplantae, Streptophyta, Magnoliopsida, Fabales, Fabaceae. Gene Ontology annotation, biological process: polyamine biosynthetic process.
ACCAAGUGCUACCCACUAUUGCCACACCCCAUAAUCCACAUUGCACUUUGCACCCACCAUUGUCACUUGUUUCUUUUCGUUCUUUUUUUUUUUAUGCGAGGUGCAUUUUCAACAAAUAAAACCAUGGGAGAGGCACCAGAAAUGUUUUACGUUAACGGGUUUGCAAAGGUUGUCCCUGAAGUUCAACCAAACCAUGUCAACAACGUUGAUGAUUCUUCCACAUGGUAUGAGGAAAUCAUCGAUGAUGAUCUCAAAUGGUCCUUUAAACUCAACAGUGUGCUUCAUAAAGCUAUUAGUGAAUACCAGGACAUUGCUCUCUUGGAUACAAAGCGUUUUGGAAAGGCGUUGAUGCUUGAUGGAAAGAUGCAGAGUUCUGAAGCAGAUGAAUUCAUUUAUCAUGAAUGCUUGAUUCAUCCCUCUCUUUUAUGUCAUUCAAACCCCAAGACAGUGUUUAUAAUGGGAGGUGGUGAAGGUUCAGCAGCUAGAGAAGCUCUCAAGCACAAGUCAAUGGAGAAAGUAGUUAUGUGCGAUAUUGACAAGGAGGUGGUGGAUUUCUGCAGAAAAUACCUGGUUGCAAAUAAGGAGGCAUUUGCUGACAAGAAGCUCGACCUUGUCAUCAAUUGUGCCAAGGCUGAAUUAGAGAAAAGAAAGGAGAAGUUUGAUAUCAUUGUUGGAGAUUUGGCUGACCCACUUGAAGAUGGUCCUUGCUAUCAGCUCUACACUAAGUCCUUCUAUGAGAAAGUUGUGAAGCCUAAACUCACUGAGAAUGGCAUUUUUGUGACCCAGGCUGGACCAGCAGGAAUCUUUUCACACAAAGAGGUCUUCACCUCUAUACACAACACCAUAAAACAGGUCUUCAAAUAUGUGGUGGCAUACGGGACUCAUGUACCAUCAUUUGCUGAUUCAUGGGGAUGGGUUAUGGCUUCAGACCAACCAAUAUUGAUUGAUGCUGUGGAAAUGGACAAAAGAAUUGAAGAAAGAAUAAAAGGAAAAUUGCUCUACCUAGAUGGUGCUUGGUUCCAUUCAUCUACCAUCAUGAAUAAGGCCGUGUCCAAAUCGCUGAAGAAUGAAACUCAUGUGUACACUGAAGAUAAUGCUAGAUUUAUUCCUGGUCAUGGCAUAGCAUGUCGUCCCUAAAGGAAAGGAAAGGACUCUUGCAUGCUCUCACCUCCAAAGUAUUGCGCUAAUAUUAUUAGUCCAGAUUUGACUUUAAGGUUAAUCUGUAGGGCAAUUCAAUUUAUGUAAUACAUGCAUGUUUUCAUUAAUUUGCAUAUGGUGUUAGAGUGUGUAAGAAUUUGAUGUAUAGUUUCAGAACAAUAAAGCAUGCCAGCAUAGUUACCUAGAUAAAAUAAGGAAAAUACUUAGUAAAGUUCUAUAGGUACUGUCUCAUCAAAAACUAUCAGUUUUAUAUUUUAACAGCUGCAUCAAAAAAUGACAUAUACGAUGUUGUUUAGAACAAAUCAUGUCACAAACCUGAUGAAUUGUGUCUAAGGCACAGUAUCUAAGUAUGGUCCAUAAAAUAAUUCAAUAAUAAACAGUUUCAAAUUGUUUCA